AUGACGUCCAUUCAACAGCUCUUCGGUCUGGAAGGCCAGACGGCUCUCGUGACGGGCGGCACGAGAGGCAUUGGACAGGCUAUGGCCAUUGCUCUGGCUGAAGCAGGAGCCGACGUGUUGCUUGUGCAGGUAUGUCGUGGGAUAUUCAGAACGCAAUGCCUUGGAUCAGGCUGACGAAGAGAAGCGAGACGAAUCACAUCAGGAAACCAAGCAAGCAAUUGAGGAGCUCGGAAGGAAGUCGCAGAUAUACGUUGCCGAUCUCGCAUCGAACGAGUCGAUGAAAGCGCUGGUUCCGAGAGUGCUGAACGAUGGCCACCAGAUCCACAUACUCCUGAAUUGUGGCGGUAUUCAACGAAGACAUCCGGCACACCAAUUCCCAGACGACGACUGGAACGAAGUGCUGCAGGUCAACCUGAACGCCGUGUUCACGCUCUGCCGGGACGUCGGAGCCCACAUGCUGGCGCGGGAUGCCGACCGGCAUGGCAGGAGAGGGAGCAUCAUCAACGUGGGAAGUUUGUUGACGUUUCAAGGCGGAAUCAACGUGCCGGCGUAUGCGGCAUCCAAGGGCGCCGUGGGACAGCUCACUAAGGCUCUGUCCAACCAGUGGGCGGACAAGGGCAUCACGGUCAACUGCAUUGCGCCUGGCUACAUCGCGACGGAGAUGAACACGGCGCUGAUGAAUGAUGAGAAGAGGGCGACGUCGAUCUUGGAGAGGAUACCGGCCGGGCGAUGGGGGAGCCCGGACGACUUCAAGGGCAGCGUGGUGUAUCUGGCGAGCAGGGCCAGUGGCUAUGUGACCGGAGAGAUUCUGACGGUCGAUGGAGGAUGGAUGGCGCGAUGA
Messenger RNA from Lecanosticta acicola, 841 nucleotides. Lineage: Eukaryota; Fungi; Ascomycota; Dothideomycetes; Mycosphaerellales; Mycosphaerellaceae. The record is from the annotation of a GenBank genome assembly.